AUGGUCACCGAAGCAGGUCUGAUCGGUAAGAUCGGUUUGAACUCUGCGGGUGUAGGGGUGUGUCUCAAUGCCAUCAGAGCAAAAGGCAUGGACAAGUCUCGAAUGCCUUGUCAUCUGGGCCUGCGUGCAGUGCUAGAAAGCACUUCUUGCAAAGAAGCAGUCGACACGCUUCAGAAAUAUGGUAUAGCGUCUUCAUGCCAUAUGUUGGUGGCAGAUUCGAGUGGUAGCGUGGGAUUGGAGUGGAGUUACAAGGACUUGCAGAUCUUGGAGAUGAACGACAGGAAACAGGUCUUCCACUCUAAUCAUUACCUUGUGCCGCAUUCAGGAGUCUCGGAUACGGUGUGGUUGGAGGACAGCAAAUUCAGGAUCAAGCGCAUCCAGGAGAUUUGUGAUGAGCUGGGUCAUUCGCCGACAAUGACAGAGGUGCAAGCGUUGUUCAAGGAUGAGAAAAAUUACCCGUAUGCCAUAUGUCGAGCUCAGGAGGAUGGCAACCAUUCUGGAACGCUAUUUAACAUUGUCAUGGACUUGAAGACGAGAAAGGCUUCGGUGAUUUUAGGAAGGCCGACCGCACCAGAAGGAAGUUAUGAGAUAGGCUUUUGA
This is a messenger RNA of Aureobasidium musti, 600 nucleotides long. The record is from the annotation of a GenBank genome assembly. NCBI's taxonomy places the organism in Eukaryota, Fungi, Ascomycota, Dothideomycetes, Dothideales, Saccotheciaceae.